AUGGAUAUUGCAAUCAGAGACGAGAAAACUAUUAGAGUCAGAGCCGUUCAGGCUGAGCCUGUCUGUCUUGGGCUUCCCCGAAGCGUGGAUUCCAGGUUACCCAUGAAGGGCGGCAUGUUCAUUAUGCUUGGCUACAGUGAACGCGAGGAGGCCAGCAUCUACCUUGCACAGGCGUUUAUCUCGCCCGAUGAGGAGCUUGUUCACAAUCGUCGCAAAAUCAAGCCUACUCACUCAGAGCGAACUAUAUGGGGCGAAGGUCAAGCCGAAUCCCUGAAAACUGUUAUAGACUCGCCAUUUGACAAGAUCGGCGGUCUCAACUGCUAG
Molecule: messenger RNA, 324 nt
Organism: Trichoderma asperellum CBS 433.97
Lineage: Eukaryota; Fungi; Ascomycota; Sordariomycetes; Hypocreales; Hypocreaceae
Molecular function (GO): catalytic activity
Source: RefSeq, a predicted model, not a curated record